Molecule: messenger RNA, 692 nt
Organism: Pimephales promelas (fathead minnow)
Lineage: Eukaryota; Metazoa; Chordata; Actinopteri; Cypriniformes; Leuciscidae
Product: vesicle-associated membrane protein 8
Biological process (GO): vesicle-mediated transport
Cellular component (GO): membrane
Source: RefSeq, a predicted model, not a curated record
UCUGUCUGGGAGGGGAAGCUCUGUUUGCAAAUGAGUUCAGCAAUGUUUCAUCCUGUUCUUUUGUACUUGAGUUGUAGCUCACGAGACUGAGAAGUUCCCCCUGUAAGCUAUGAUUGCGAACUUAGCCUGAACUGUUGAAAACCCUCGGCAGUGACAGUUGAACGUUUGAGGAAGUUUAACAGAAGCAUCAGAAUGGCCGACUACAACACCCAACCACAAGCGCCUAGCAAAUUGAAUCAAGUUCAGGAGCAAGUCAACGAUGUUAAAGUGAUUCUCAAAGACAACAUCAACAAGGUUCUGGAGAGAGGAGAGCGAUUAGACGACCUGAUCGGAAAAACAGACGAUCUACAAGCUACGGCCGACUCAUUUCAAAAGACGUCCACGCGUGUUGCCAGGAAGAUGUGGUGGAGAAACACCAAGAUGAUGAUUAUAAUCGGUGUGGUGGUGCUUGCCAUCAUCGUGUUAAUCAUUUUGUUAGCCACAGGUGUGAUUCCCACAUAAACACAAGCCGUUUCAUUGCAAAAAAUGAUGCAUUUCAAUUAUUUGUAUUUUUUAGGCACACAUUAAUUCAAAAUGUUCCUAUAAACUGGAUAAGUAACUAUGUAACUACAUGGAUUUAUGUAUAGAUGAAUUGCUAUUUUUGUGAUAAUGACAUUUCCCAAUAUUUUCUAUUUAAAUCUGGGACAAAUGUG